UAAUUAAGAAAACAUGAUGUUAGGGAAUUCACGCCGCCGCAUCCUCAGCUUCGAAGCCCGUGGCCGGCGUCCGCGCACAGCCGCCUCACGUUCAGACUACUUGCUCCGCCACAGCACCAAACCCGCUGCCGUUUGUCGAUCGCCCCCCCUCUGCCGACGCUACUGCACCUCCCAGCCCGUCGGCCCCCGGCCCCGGUGGUACCACAAUCCGCUCAAGGUCGCCUCCGCGGCAGUUCUCGCCUCCGGCGUCACGGGCCUCACGGCGUUAGCCUACUACCGCCCGUACCUCGACAUCGAGGUCGUGUCGUACACUAACAGGAUUCAUGUGGUCGUCCUCUCCUCCCAGUCGGAGCGCGAGCUCUGUGUUCGCCGCUUCGACGAGGACAUGAACAAGUACGCCGCCGAGUCCCGGAUCGUUGACCCGCUCCACCCCGACACUGUCCGCGUCCGACGCAUCCUCGAGAAACUCAUCCGCGCCGCUCGCAAGGAUGCGCAGGAUCUGGAUGACGGGACCCGAAGAAAGCAGCAGGGUAAGAAACCAAGCCGUCUGCAGCCGCACGCAGGACACCUCCAUGGGGUCAAGUGGGAGCUCAUCCUUGUCAAAGAUGAUCGGGUCAAUGCAGGGUGCCUGCCCGGCAAGAUAAUGGUCACCACCGGAUUGCUCGAAGUUCUCAAGACUGACGCUGAGAUUGCCGUUGUUCUUGGCCACGAGGUUGGGCACGUCAUUGCAAGGCACAAGGCGGACAUCGCCAGGCAAUAUUGGUUUCCCACUCUCUUAUGGCGGCCUUUCUUUUCAAUGAUGGAGAUAGAGGCUGAUCAUAUUGGAAUCAUGCUACUCGGUGGUGCAGGUUUCGAUCCAAACACAGCCCUUGUGGUUCUCUGGAAGCUAGCAAAGAUUGAUGCUUUAACAAAAGAGGAAUCAUUAGUGUCUCCAUAUCCUUCAUAUUUAAAAAGAUCGCAAUAUUUGUCCCAACACAAGGUCAUGCAGAAGGCAAUGGAAUUAUACAAAGAAGCUACUCCAGAUCAAGGUGAUGACAAGCAAGCCGGCGACGGUAAAGGUCUUUCUUUCCGAGAAUCCUUGAGAAACCAGUGCAACAUUGUAUCAACAAGAUUGAAACGAGGUUUUGGAGGAAUAUCAACAAAUUAAAAUGCAUGGUAAGACCGAAGCAAAUGAGGGAAAUGUUACCUGAUGUCCUGCAAGUGCACAUGGUUGAUUGUAGUUGCUUUCGCAAAUUCAGAUUACAGAUCCCACGAAGAGUUGAAGAAAUGGCCGUUUGCCUCUUGUAGAUGUUUAUUGUGUUGUGAUUGUAAGUUAUUCUUCGAUUCCAAGCGAGAGAGCAAUGACGAUGAAAUGGUGCAGAGUGUU
Triticum aestivum (bread wheat) is the source of this 1366-nucleotide messenger RNA. Its product is annotated as mitochondrial metalloendopeptidase OMA1-like. The record is from RefSeq and is a predicted model, not a curated record. Gene Ontology annotation, cellular component: membrane. The coding region runs from base 14 to 1147 and encodes 377 amino acids. The transcript is spliced from 3 exons. NCBI's taxonomy places the organism in Eukaryota, Viridiplantae, Streptophyta, Magnoliopsida, Poales, Poaceae. Gene Ontology annotation, molecular function: metalloendopeptidase activity.